Oncorhynchus keta (chum salmon) is the source of this 5948-nucleotide messenger RNA. RefSeq names its product phospholipid phosphatase-related protein type 3-like. Gene Ontology annotation, biological process: phospholipid metabolic process; signal transduction; phospholipid dephosphorylation. The coding region runs from base 1908 to 4349 and encodes 813 amino acids. NCBI's taxonomy places the organism in Eukaryota, Metazoa, Chordata, Actinopteri, Salmoniformes, Salmonidae. Gene Ontology annotation, molecular function: phosphatidate phosphatase activity. The record is from RefSeq and is a predicted model, not a curated record. The transcript has 11 exons.
GGAGUCUUCUCUGUUGUCUGUAGGCUAGUGCUGAUAGGUUGGAGUCUUCUCUGUUGUCUGUAGGUUAGUGCUGAUAGGUUGGAGUCUUCUCUGUUGUCUGUAGAGUAGUGCUGAUAGGUAAGAGUCUUCUCUGUUGUCUGUAGGUUAGUGCUGAUAGGUUGGAGUCUUCUCUGUUGUCUGUAGAGUAGUGCUGAUAGGUUGGAGUCUUCUCUGUUGUCUGUAGAGUAGUGCUGAUAGGUAGGAGUCUUCUCUGUUGUCUGUAGGUUAGUGCUGAUAGGUUGGAGUCUUCUCUGUUGUCUGUAGGCUAGUGCUGAUAGGUUGGAGUCUUCUCUGUUGUCUGUAGGUUAGUGCUGAUAGGUUGGAGUCUUCUCUGUUGUCUGUAGGCUAGUGUUGAUAGGUUGGAGUCUUCUCUGUUGUCUGUAGGUUAGUGCUGAUAGGUAGGAGUCUUCUCUGUUGUCUGUAGGUUAGUGCUGAUAGGUUGGAGUCUUCUCUGUUGUCUGUAGGUUAGUGCUGAUAGGUAGGAGUCUUCUCUGUUGUCUGUAGGUUAGUGCUGAUAGGGUGGAGUCUUCUCUGUUGUCUGUCGGCUAGUGCUGAUAGGUUGGAGUCUUCUCUGUUGUCUGUAGGUUAGUGCUGAUAGGUUGGAGUCUUCUCUGUUGUCUGUAGGUUAGUGCUGAUAGGUAGGAGUCUUCUCUGUUGUCUGUAGGUUAGUGCUGAUAGGGUGGAGUCUUCUCUGUUGUCUGUCGGCUAGUGCUGAUAGGUAGGAGUCUUCUCUGUUGUCUGUAGGUUAGUGCUGAUAGGUUGGAGUCUUCUUUAUAUGUAUUUGUGAGUGAGUGAUGAGUUUAUUAGCAGCCCAGCUGUGACCAGUCCAGGAGAAAAGGGUGGGUGGGUGAGUGGGUGUGUCAUGGUGUAUGUGUAUUUAUAACCUUUGGGGAAAGGUUUGAAUGUGUACAUGUCAAGGUAAAUCAGACAGUCAGAGGCAGAAGAUGUGUGAGUGCGCGCGUGCACGUUUGUUGAAUGAAGAGACGGAAAUACACACAGCAGCAGCAGUCACAGGCACGUGGUCAGAACCCAACCCAACCCACCCAACCCCACCCUAUUGGGCUAGGUCUACCCACAACAAAACUAACCAAAUAUGAAAAGAGGAAGAGAGAUGGGGGGUUCAGCAUCUUUUUGCCUAAAAUUAAUAUCCUUUACAUUUAAAAUAGAAUGUUCUAAAAGGGUAAUAUAUUCGAAGAAACACUCAGAAUCAAACAGACACACAUGCUUUCACUCAUACACCCGCAUACCCAAACACACACCAAAAUCCAUCGCUUUGUUUUUCUCAGCUUUAUGGUCGUGGCACUCCUCCAUUAGGAAUUUGUAGUGGUGAGAGGAGGGGCGUUUGUGUAUGUGUGAAGGAGCAGUCGGUCUCCUCCCCUCGUCUCCCCCCGCCCCCCAUGCCUUUGUGUGCGCGAGGCUCUCUGUGAGCAGCGGUUCUUCAAGUGAGAUAUCGGUUCGUUUCUGAGCGCUGUUUGAGUUUGUGUGGGCUGUCCGAACAUAGCGUGGCUGACUGGGACUGGGGUGAACCGGUAGAAGGCACGUGAAACCUCUGAGUUUAUUCACACAUGUGCGAUCAGAACGGAAAAUAACGGAGAAAUAUCGAAUAUAGGACUUUUCCCUUUCGUUUUACCCAUCUAUCAUUCUCUCGUCCUCUCUAUCCGUGGAGAAUCUGACCAACCCAAACAACCUGAUGUGUGUGUAUGUGUGUUUUGGGGGCGUAAAACAACUGGCAGCGCGUGAAGAUGGAUUAACGUUUGAACGGAAAACUGGAGCAGCACGCUAGACCUCGGCGAGGGGGGAGGGCAAGACGGGCCUCUGCUAACACACACAACCCACGGGACAGAGACUCUGAUUGGACCAACACCAGGAUGAUGUCGUCACCAAAAGCCAAGACCAAGAAGAAACCUCCCAAAGACAGUAUGACACUUCUACCAUGCUUCUACUUCAUAGAGCUCCCCAUCGUCCUCUCCUCCCUUGUCUCUCUCUACUUCAUGGAGUUGACAGACCUGUUGUCCCCGGCGACCCCUGGGUUCCAUUGCUAUGACCGUGACCUGUUGUUGCCCUACCUGGAGACAGGAGACGAACUGAUCCCUCUGCUGAUGUUACUGAGCCUGGCCUUCGCAGGACCGGCUGCCUCGAUCAUGCUAGGUGAAGGGCUGGUGUAUUGUUACCAGUCCAGAGUCAAACAGAGUAAAGCUGAAGGAUCCAUCAUCGCUGGAGGGUGUAACUUCAACUCCUUCCUACGGAGGACUGUUCGCUUUGUUGGUGUUCAUGUGUUUGGUCUCCUGGCAACAGCCCUAAUGACAGACAUCAUCCAGUUGGCUACUGGUUAUCCCACCCCUUUCUUCCUGACUGUCUGUCAGCCCAAUUACACGCUGCCUGGGAUAUCAUGUGACCAGAACAAUUUCAUCACACAGGACAUCUGCUCUGGGAAAGAUCUGUAUGCCAUCCUGUCAGCCAGGAAAGCAUUUCCAUCCCAGCAUGCAACGCUCUCUGGCUUCGCUGCUGUCUACAUCUCUAUGUAUUUGAACAGUGUGAUCAGCAGUAGUACUAAGCUGGUGAAGCCGGUGCUGGUGUUUGGAUACUGUCUGGCUGCGGGUAUAGCCGGACUGACUCAGAUCACACAACACCGCUGCCAUCCCAGAGAUGUCUAUGUUGGCUACGCCAUAGGAGCUGGCAUAGGAGUCUACCUGUCUCUGUAUGCAGUAGGUAACUUCAGGUCAUCCGAGGAGGACUGCCUCCCCCAGCCUGGCCGGAGGGCUGCGUUCCCCCCCCAGCAGCAGAGGGAGGUGGUGGUGAGGGGAAGAGCCCAGGGAGGUCAUGUUUCUCAGCACGGCUCUCUGUACCGCAGCAAGACACCCAGACCCUCAGACAGCAGGGAGGAACUGGGCACUGGACGCUGCAAGGUUCGUAGGGAGAAGGUCAGCGUAGCAUCUCUGAAGAGGGCCAGUGCUGACGUGGAGCUCCUGGCACCCCGCUGCACCAUGGGAAAGGAAACCAUGGUAACAUUCAGCAAUACCUUACCCCGCGUCGCCAACGGCAGCAGCAGCACCUCGCCCCCCGGAGACGACCCCUCCAACCAGCGUCACAUGACCUUCCACCUGUCCUUCGACCCCCGCAGGUCACAACCAAGGCUGCGACCACCGCUGAUGCAGGAGUGGAGACAGCAGCGCUCUACGGAGAGACGGAGCGAGGAGGAGGGAGAGACGGACACAUCUGGAGGAGAGGGAGGAGCAGGAGGAGGGGGCGAGGCAGGGGAGACAGGGGUGAUGAAUCCUCCCUCCCUUUAUCCGAUGGUACAGUCGGCCAAUAGAGCCGUUGCCACAGCUACCUCAGUGCCAGCCCCACAGGUGCAUAUCCCUAAGGAGGGGAUUAGACACCCCCCUACUGUCUCCCCUCUACCUCCUUCUGUCUCCUCUCUACCUCCCCCUGUCUCCCCUAAGAGCGCGGUGACGCGUGCCAAGUUGAUGUCACUCAACCAGGGAGGGGAACGAGUCAGGGAGGGGCCUAUCCCUGUGACGACUCCGCGUGUGCCCCACCAGCCGCCCAAUCAGCCGCCCAAUCAGCCGCCCAAUCAGCCGCGAGUGGUGCAGGUCAUUGCCAUGUCCAAGCAGCAUGGACCAAUCAGCUCCUCUGCCAAGGGCUCUGACUCCACCUCUUCCUGUGGGGGAGGGUCUUCAACAGGAAGCUCUGAGUCGCCGUACUACCGGGUCCCCUCUGACCAUGACAGCCACACUGGAAGUGUUACCGGGAGCGUUACCGGGAGUAUUGUCACCAUAGACGCUCACGCCCCUCAUCACCCUGUGGUCAGGGUGUCUAGCAGUGUCAGUACCGGGAGUAACGGGACCCUGGGGGCCAGAGUAACAGCUGCCGGUAACGGGACCCCCUGGGAGUGGAGGAACACCACCGGCGGGAGCGUCGGUGAGCAGGGCCAGAGGGGGGCGCUGCAGCGCCAGGAGAAAGUCUCCGCACCGGAAUAUCGGGAAUACCGAACACUUCCUGUGAAAUCAGACUCUAUCUGCUCCUCCUCGCCCAGCGAGACCGAUUCCUCCACCCUGCCUCCCCCUCCUCAACCCAUCUCCUCCCCCCUCCCUCCCCCUUCUCCCCCCUCCUACUCACCCCUCCCUCCCCCUCCUCCCCACUUCUACUCCCCUCUCCCUCCCCCUCCUCAUCCAGAUCUGCUGUUGGACAAUUACUCCCCCCCCCUCCCCCGCUCUAUGACCCUCCCCCGCCGGCCCACUGUCUCAGCCCACAGCCGCGCUGAUCAAGAAGUCUAUUACAAGACCAUGCAGACGGAGAGGAGAUUAUAACGCGACAUAGAGGAGUUAUAAUAGACAGUAACACUACUAAAAACAGACUACGAGGUCAGAAGAGAAAAUAGGGGACCUUACAGAGCGUGAGGUUAUAAGACGACAUAGAUAAAUUAAGAUAGACAGUAGUACCUCUACAUAACCAUACAGUCAGGGGACGUUAUUAAAUGUAACACAUUUUGGGGAGACCUAACAGUCAGGGGACGUUAUUAAAUGUGUCACCGUUUGGGGAGACCUAACAGUCAGGAGAACUACUACGUGACUUAAAUGAGUGAGAGGAGGUUAUGAGACAACUUAGAAGCUAAAAUGUAAUAUAAUGGAGGUUAUAACUAAUAAUCCAGAACACUACUUCAAUACUGAGAAAGGGUCCAGAUGGAAACAGACAAAUAGCUGAUCUUCAAGACACUGCAGAGUAGUUAAGUUAAGAUGCGACAUAACAGCAAAACCUACAAGACAUUGCAGAGUAAGACUUGGGAGGACUGUUAAGUCAAGGUCUAACAGUAGUGGAGGUUAUAACGCGACAUAGAACACUGCUAAGUCAGGGUCUAACAGUGGAGGUGGAGCGUGUGAACGAAGGUCUCCAGGAGCAUGGAGACUGGAUCACUAAAGACAACAGAAACAAUAGCAGCUCUAGUAGUUGAUUUACCACCAACUACCAUCUGACUAGACUAUACAACUAUACUGACUAUACUCACCAGCUAUACUAUACUGUAUAUAGGAUCUCUCUCAGGUUUCCAUUCCACUGACUUACUGUAGAGACGAAGAAGAGGAGGAGAAAAGGAGGAAGGGAAGUGAACAUCUUGGAGAGGAUUACUACAGUAAACAAAGAGGGGGAGACAAAGACUGGAGGGAACAUUUGGCUUAACAAUGUGAACAGAUCCACACACAGACACACAGCCGCGGGAAGUAGUUUGCUGGUGGGGGUCUGCGCUACAGACCGCUAACACAGUGCACUACUUUUAGGAAAAUUGAAUUUUGGGAUUUUAGAUAUGAUUUUUAAUUCAGAUUAAGACACACACACACACACACACACACACACACACACACACACACACACACACACACACACACACACACACACACACACACACACACACACAUACAGACUCAACUCCAAUUGUAUAAAAUUACAUGCAAUAAUAUGAAUUAUUUUUAAGCUCAUUUGUUGCUAAUCAAACCCCCACUGACAACACAAUAAGAUAAACGGUGACUAAAGACUGUGUAGACUUGUGGGUGUGGUCUGUGUGCAUCGGUUGCCUAGCAGCAGAACGACUUGUUCUGUAGUGGAUAUCCUCUUUUGAUGAUAGAACUGUUGAAUACUGGUGUUAGUCUGCAUGUGUAUGUAUGUGUGUGAGGGUGUGUCUGUCUUGCAUGUGUGUUUCUGUGUGUAUUCUACUUCAUUGUGUUUCUAUGAACUUGUAUUAUGACUUCUAAGAAACAGAAAUGCUGCAUUUUCCAGAGAUGUCAUUUAUUUACCUUUUUGUCUUUAUUACCAAUGUAAAUACGAAUAUUAUAUUAAUGUCCUUUUUCAUGGGCUACUGUUUUUUUAAACGUGUGUUUCCAGGUAAUGGUUUUAAACUCCUUGACUAAGGAAACGUC